Molecule: messenger RNA, 1995 nt
Organism: Rasamsonia emersonii CBS 393.64
Lineage: Eukaryota; Fungi; Ascomycota; Eurotiomycetes; Eurotiales; Trichocomaceae
Product: DUTPase
Exons: 6
Coding region: 1-1995 (664 amino acids)
Source: RefSeq, a predicted model, not a curated record
AUGCGCUUGCUCGAAAUCACUCUUCUGCUAGACCUCUUGGGUCUGGCGACUGCUCUGCCAGCACACCAUUCAACGACUGCCUCAUCUUCACACGUCGCAUCUUCAUCACUGUCGACUCACACUGAUUCAUCUCUGUCGACUCAUACUGAUUCACCUCUGCCGACUCAUAUUACUUCAUCUCUGCCGACUCAUAGUACUUCAUCUCUGCCAACUCACAGUGCUUCAUCUCUGCCGACUCCCACUGGCUCAUCUCGGGCGACUCCUUCUGGUUCAUCUCGGGCGACUCCCAGUAGCUCAGCUCGGCCGACUCCCACUGGUUCAUGGCAAAUUGUCUCGUGUUCUGACCCUACUAUUGCGAAUGCCGCUGCAGCUCCGUCUAGCAGAUGGCAAGCUGCCGAUACCGAUGAUGCCUGGAAUGCGGCCGUUGAAGCGUGGACCGGUGGACAAUCGCAGUCCGGAGGGGUUUCCUUGCCAUUUUCUGCCUUUAUCAGCAACUUCUUCCACGGCCCUGAGAGCUGGAACUGCCAGGACGUUGGCAAUGUGCCGUGCUCGACGGUCGUUCAGUGUGAUCAAGUCGACCAUCCUGCUGGCUUUUUGAUCCUGAACUCCUUUUCUUCGGUUCAUCAGCUCUACCAACACAUGGCUGGGGCCCUCGACGAUGCCCUUGCGCAAAUGACUCCUAACCUGGGAACCUUUGCUCAGACAUUCGCUCCUCAACUCCCCAGCGAUACAACCGUUAUAAAUAACAUUCUCAAUGGCAUCGGAGCGGCCGUUGGCAUUUUCAGCUCGUAUUCAUGGAACUUUUUUCUCAGUUCAUUUUUCAAGAACAAUGCAGUUAUGGCUCUUACGCAAGACACAAUUAAUAAUAUAAUUAGCUUUGCGAUCGGUACUGCUAGAACCAACCUUCCCGCGUGUGGUUUCCUCAGCACACAGAACGCGCUGCAAACACAGAACUCAGUAUCAUCAGCUCUCGGCACCAUUUUCGGUGCGUGGAAAGGUGCUGAAACCGGCUAUCUGUCGGCGAUUUUCUCCGGGAAUUCGCAAAACAACUCAAUUUCUGAUCUCUACACCAUGAUCAAAAACGGAAGCAUGACUGCUAUUCCUAACGAUAUCGACCUGAGCAACAUCACACUCCAAGCCCAAAAGAUCAUGUACGGUCAGUUGAUCCAGAGUGCUUGGACUGUUGCACCACAGGGUCUUCACCCCUUUAUCCUGCUGACCAACGACUCCUGCGGUCCUCCUUCUGAGGAUAUUAAGCGGAACGUCCCCACCGACGUCAUUGGCAAGGCACAGGUUUGCAACAACGGGCAGGCUGCAUAUAUUAUGACCACCGUCCAAAUACCAGGGGAUCAGUGGCCGUUUGGGACGCUGCCUGGUGGCACUGUUGACGUUCUUGAUGGGACCAAAUUCGGCGGAGUGACCCUUGACGAUAUCUUUAUCAGCUCGUACCAGGCAUACCAGCUCAACAACAACACCAACGGGUACCAGAUGCCUGAUGAAUCCCGCUUCAUUGACGGACAUGGAACGGAAGGCGACUACAUCUUCCAAAAUGGCAUCAGAACUCCUGGCUUCUUUAACCUGCCCAUCUGCACCGACGUCAAUGCGGCUGUGGAGGCUUCUUCGCAAAACAAUCCGAAUUCCAAGUGGUGGCCUUGCGACACUCCACAGGGUUACAACACUGGAGGAACGAACAUUCACGUCAACAACGGAUGCAUUUUGAUUAACGGAAACCCGACAUGCCACCCCGACUCCCAAAACAUCCCCGACAACCAGCAGCCUAACAACACUGCGACCAUCUACGCUGGGUUCAGUGGUGACAGCACGAUGUACAAGGUCCAGGCCGGCUGCAAACUCACGGCUGUCUGGCCGCACAACUAUGGCGACAUUUACUUCGGCGCCGACAACUGUCUCUACGACUCGCAGGGGAACCGAAUCUUCGGCCAGUGCUGCGGGCCCAACCACGAUUUGGUCACGAACCCGUACUGGGGUAAAUAA